AUGGAGUCUUUUGUGCCUAAGGAUUCGCCUUUGGACGACUACCUCCAAGGAGUUGGUGGAAGUGAGGAAAACUGGCCAGCAGCCGAAGCGCACAGCGACAACGAACAUGAGGUUACGGCCUCUAAUUUUGCUCCUCGGGGAGCUUCUCGCUUCCAGAACCGAGUUCGCAACAAGCUCCCAACGCCCCUGAAACUCUGCAACUCGCCGCACGGAGCGAUCGUUGAGAAGCUCUACACUGCCUGCUCGUCCGCCCUAAACGCGCGCAUCGCACGAGGAGACAACGAGCGCUUCCUGGAACAGUUCGGAUAUGUUAUCGUCGCAUCUCAGCUGUUGAACGAGCACAGCGCGCCUUCCUACACCUCCGCCGCAGACGUCCUCGCGACUUCACAGCCCGCGGAGCUUCCGUCCCUUUCCACAACUUUUGGUCUGCAAGGUGCAAUCGUCACUGCUUCUACAUCCUUCUCGAUUGUGUGGUUACUACACUGGGGCCGGUCUAAGACGGGAUCUGGGUUGAAUCCGCGGAGGUUCGGGAUCCUGUUGAUUCUAGUACCGGUUCUUGGGGUAUUUUUCUAUGCUUUCGCGAAGCGACAGUGGCUAAAAUACUUGCGGCACCAGGCGGUGGAAGCCGCUGGUGCUUUUGUCGGAAAUGCUCAGGGGUUCGACUCGGCUGCAUCGGCUUCGGUGGUCUUUAUACAAGAGGUAGAGCUGGUCUCUAGAGGCUAUCGGAUAAGCACACCGCUCCCCCCUAUCAGUCGACUGGAAGACCAGGUGCAAAUUCGGCGAUGCUUGCGACUUCGAAGAGCAGUAUCUGAAUGUUUUUGGUCCAUGCUUGAGCGUUAUGUUCAAUCGCAAAAUACGCUGCGACCUCUCACCGACGAGGCAAACCUUGCUAAAUAUUAUGACAUCUACGAUAUCGCACUGGAAGAUCUCGAAGCAAUCGAGUCAACACUCUCACAACGGUCUAUGGACGAUCAAUAUUCCUUACGUUCCCUGCGAGAAGCAUUCGGGAAAUUAUAUACAGUGAGAAAAAGCGUAUUAUGCUGUUUGCUUGCACUUAGUGCCGAUGGAGGAGGAUCUGAUAUCGCGAGGUGGGGUUCGGCCGUGGAAGAGAUGCGCGAACUCGCUGCAGUCACAGGGUCAAGCAUGACCAAAAUGGCCAACAUCUUGAACGAAGAAGACCGUGAGUAUCUACUUCGUGCCUACCCCCCAACGGACAGCAAGCUAAUCUUCGCAGGGGAUGUCAUUCCUCCGUCUCCGUUACCGUCCGCCUCUCCAAGCAAGGAGCACAUGCGCGCGCAAUUCCGGCGGCUGAACUCGUUAUCUCAGGGCGUUCGUGCCUUGCAUGCUAAAAUGCACAUCGUCAGUGAGGAGUCCAACGCCAAUCUUGAAAGGUCCGAGUCUGGCGAAUUCGAAGCCGGUCUCCUGGUGCAGUAUGACUCCAUCGGUAGCGACAUUAGGGCCCUACUCCAAGAAUGGGAAUUGGGGAAAGCUACCUUUGUCAACAAUCAAGAUCGCCUCAGUGUCGGGAACUUCUCCCGACCCCCGAGUACAGCCUUCCCAGUGUCUCCUACCCCUAGCCUUGGCGGUACUACCGCGGUGGAGGGUAGUCCCACCGAUGCUCUCAAAGCGCUAAACGGUGAGCGUCCGGAUUUGACGCAUAGUUUUGAGGAUGAGGAGAUUUUCGAGGCGGUCGUGCUUCCUUCUUCAAGAAAUAAGAGGGCAUCUCUAACGAGAGAUGAGCGUCUGGCGCGCGUUCGUGAAGCGCGUGCCAGCAAAGCAGUCGCCCAAGACAAAAUAUUCGCUAAAACCAACAUGUUGAAGGAAUUGGAGAUGGUCAUCCAGCAAAGACCUCGCAACAAUCCUUCCAAGCGAGUGACCAGCAUUUAA
Molecule: messenger RNA, 1887 nt
Organism: Penicillium cataractarum
Lineage: Eukaryota; Fungi; Ascomycota; Eurotiomycetes; Eurotiales; Aspergillaceae
Product: vezatin family protein
Exons: 4
Coding region: 1-1887 (628 amino acids)
Biological process (GO): cell-cell adhesion
Cellular component (GO): plasma membrane
Molecular function (GO): myosin binding
Source: RefSeq, a predicted model, not a curated record